GAAUGUUGAUUGGCUGCUGUGCCGGCGCGUCACCAACAUAUAUAAGGCGUCCUGCGCUUUCCUUGUUCUUUCCCUCCUUUCAUCCCAGCAAGGGCAUUUGUCCCCCUCCAUUGGUCAUUUCUUCCGUCACAUUCAGUUCACUCCACAUUAACACUUGGAACCAUGUCUAAGGGACCAGCCGUUGGAAUCGAUCUGGGGACCACCUACUCCUGUGUUGGUGUGUUCCAACAUGGCAAAGUUGAAAUCAUUGCCAAUGACCAAGGCAACAGGACCACACCCAGCUAUGUGGCCUUCACAGACUCAGAGAGGCUAAUUGGAGAUGCAGCAAAGAACCAGGUUGCCAUGAACCCAACCAACACUGUGUUUGAUGCAAAACGACUGAUUGGCCGCAGAUUUGAUGACCCAGUCGUCCAGUCAGAUAUGAAGCACUGGCCUUUUAAUGUAAUCAAUGACAGCAGUCGCCCAAAGGUUCAGGUAGAAUAUAAAGGUGAAAGCAAAACGUUCUACCCAGAGGAAAUCUCCUCCAUGGUGCUGACCAAGAUGAAGGAAAUCGCUGAAGCCUACCUAGGAAAGACUGUCAACAAUGCUGUAAUCACAGUUCCCGCCUACUUUAAUGACUCUCAGCGCCAGGCCACAAAAGAUGCUGGCACAAUCUCUGGCCUUAAUGUUCUCCGUAUCAUCAAUGAACCAACUGCAGCUGCUAUUGCCUAUGGGCUGGACAAGAAGGUUGGGUCAGAAAGGAAUGUCCUCAUCUUUGAUCUUGGUGGAGGCACCUUUGAUGUCUCCAUCUUGACUAUUGAAGAUGGCAUCUUUGAGGUAAAGUCAACAGCUGGUGAUACUCAUCUUGGUGGAGAGGACUUUGACAACCGCAUGGUCAACCAUUUCAUUGCCGAGUUCAAGCGUAAAUACAAGAAGGACAUCAGCGACAACAAGAGGGCUGUCCGCCGUCUGCGCACCGCUUGUGAGAGGGCAAAGCGUACCCUGUCUUCCAGCACUCAGGCCAGCAUCGAAAUCGACUCACUCUAUGAGGGAGUCGACUUCUACACUUCCAUCACCAGGGCUCGGUUUGAGGAGCUCAAUGCUGAUCUUUUCCGUGGCACCCUGGACCCUGUUGAGAAGUCCCUUCGUGAUGCCAAGAUGGAUAAAGGCCAGAUUCAUGACAUCGUCUUGGUUGGUGGUUCCACCCGUAUCCCAAAAAUUCAGAAGCUUCUCCAGGACUUUUUCAAUGGAAAAGAGCUGAACAAGAGCAUCAAUCCAGAUGAAGCUGUAGCAUACGGAGCUGCUGUCCAGGCUGCCAUCCUCUCUGGGGACAAGUCUGAGAAUGUGCAGGAUCUGCUGCUGCUGGACGUCACCCCCCUGUCCCUGGGUAUCGAGACCGCUGGAGGAGUCAUGACUGUCCUGAUCAAACGAAACACCACCAUUCCUACCAAGCAGACUCAGACUUUCACAACAUACUCUGACAACCAGCCUGGUGUGCUCAUUCAGGUCUACGAGGGUGAGCGCGCGAUGACAAAAGACAACAACCUGUUGGGCAAAUUUGAGCUGACGGGCAUCCCCCCUGCUCCCCGUGGAGUUCCCCAGAUCGAGGUGACGUUUGACAUCGAUGCCAAUGGCAUCAUGAACGUGUCUGCUGUUGACAAAAGCACCGGCAAAGAAAACAAAAUCACCAUUACUAACGACAAAGGUCGCCUCAGCAAGGAAGACAUUGAGCGCAUGGUCCAGGAAGCUGAGAAGUACAAGGCAGAGGAUGAUGUCCAGCGUGACAAGGUGUCUGCUAAGAACGGCCUGGAGUCGUACGCUUUCAACAUGAAGUCCACCGUGGAGGAUGAGAAGCUUGCUGGCAAGAUCGGUGAUGAUGACAAGCAGAAGAUCUUGGACAAAUGCAAUGAGGUCAUCAGCUGGCUGGACAAGAACCAGACCGCUGAGAAGGAUGAGUACGAGCACCAGCAGAAGGAGCUUGAGAAGGUCUGCAACCCCAUCAUUACCAAGCUGUACCAAAGUGCUGGUGGAAUGCCAGAAGGCAUGCCUGGUGGCUUCCCUGGAGCUGGUGGCGCUGCCCCUGGUGGUGGGUCCUCUGGACCCACCAUUGAGGAGGUCGACUAAACGCUCAUGACCUCAUCUACCUCCUGGGAUGUUUCCUAAGAAAGGAACCCUCUUAUAGCUUAAGAUGCAAACAAGCUUGAGAGUGUAAUAAAGUAAAACAAGUUUCACAUCAGGGAACAACUUGUCUGAGUAGCAGAGCAGUUGGUAUUUUUGUUCAUUAUACUGAUUCCACUACCUUGACAAUAAACUUUAAAACCAUGAAA
This is a messenger RNA of Nothobranchius furzeri (turquoise killifish), 2306 nucleotides long. It is a transcript of the gene hspa8, whose product is annotated as heat shock protein 8. Gene Ontology annotation, cellular component: cytoplasm; cytosol; nucleus. The record is from RefSeq and is a predicted model, not a curated record. Lineage: Eukaryota; Metazoa; Chordata; Actinopteri; Cyprinodontiformes; Nothobranchiidae. Gene Ontology annotation, molecular function: ATP-dependent protein folding chaperone; ATP binding.